AUGAGGGUGCGCUGGACUUUGCAGGGCCUCGUGACUGCCACGUUCAAGGUUGUCGCCAGGUCUCCGAUACAGAAGGGUGAGGAGAUUCGGAUUUGCUACGGUGGCAAUCCGUUCCGGCCGGAUGGCUGUGGCGGCGAUUGCACUGGGGACAUGGCCUUGACCAAUGCGGCGUAUUUGCAGCGAUAUGGCUUCGUGGAUGAUUGCUUCGGCACGACAAUGGUGGAUGGCAAGUGGCUGGUGAAGCCGGAGUCAGAGCCCAUCCGCGAAAGCCUGGCCGAAACCAGCGCAGAAGAGGACGAGAAGCUGUUGUCCGAUAGCUCGCUGUCCAUUCCGGCCAAAACCGCCAUCCAGUUCCGGCGACAGCUUAAGAUUGCGCUCAAGGCUCAGCAAGAGGCGGACGCCUUAAAGGCCAAAGCAGAGGCGGCCAAGAGCGAGGAACAGAAGCAGGCAGAAAGAGAAGCAAAGGAGAAGGCCGAAGAGGAGGCCCGGCUAAAGGAGGCGAACGCGGAGGAGGCACGCAAGCAGCUCUUUGCAGCCCUGGAGGACACGUGCGUCGAAGCUCCGGCAGAGCGCGUCGUAGUUCCGGAAGCUGUAGACAGCGGCAUUUAUGCGCUCCUUAUCCCCAUGGCAGAUGGAGGUCCCGUAGUCGUUUGCCCUCGAGCAGCCCUCAGCGAGAGAAAGACCGGGAGCCAUGGCGCGGCUGGAGCAAUGAGCGGCAUUGUGUCAGACAGCACCUGUUUCUUCCUCACAAGCAAGGAUUAUGGUUUCAGCGCGCUUGACAUGGAGUUGGGUUCUAUCAACAUAGGAGAUCGGACAUACUGUGGAGUGACUGCCGAUGCUAUUGCACAAGAAGUCGAGUCGGUGAUGGAGACGCUGCAAGAAAACGGUUGGAAGGAGAGCUGCUUGCCGAAUCUCCUCCCGGGGAGUAGCGACGGCUGUCCCUGCAACCGCGACAGCCAGGCUUGCCCUCAGGCCGAAACGCUGUCCGUCGUACACCUGAUCCAGUUCUUCAGUGCAAUGAUUCUGGGUGGCGCGUUCGUCUGUGAAUCCUUGCUUGUCUUGGGCAUCAGCAUGUAUUCGCCGAAAAAUAAAGAAGACGGCGAAGAAGACACCUCAACAUGUGGCACCACAGGAGACUUCAUGCUAAAGGAGGUUUGGUCGUACCUGCUCUUGACUGUCCUGCCACAGUACAUACUCCAGCCCAUUGGCUCGGUACAAACGCUGCCCAAGCCGGCAGACAAGGUCCUUCUGAUUCGGACCCCUCCCGACUACUUCUUCCUGAUGUUGUGGAGCUUCUUCAUAAUCCUGCCCUUGGUGACCCUGCUCUUGUGCUAUACCUGCCUGUGCCAGUGCAAGCAGAAGGUACAGGGUGAGCAAGGCAAGAAAGCUGGGUUGGGUUGCUGCUUCUUCGCCAGCCUGGUCCUUGCCUUGCCAGUCGCCAUCUUAGUACCGAUUGGCUACUUCCGGAUGGGAACUUACUUCUUCGUUGACUGGAGCUUCGAGUUUUCCUUUGGCCUCUCCUUCGUGAUGCCUGCCAUGAUCGCGAAGCUUCUGCUGCUCAUGCUUGCAGUUGUUGACACAAUCAACUUGGCAUUGAAGAUGUGCAAGGCGGUGGUGAAGCGGGACAAGGAGCUCCGCAACAUGAACGUCAGCAUCAGCCCAGCCGCCAACAGUUUCGUGACGGGAAAGUCGGACGAUGUCUCGUGGCAAUUCUCCGAGUAUUUUGCAGGUGUGCUUGCUAUCAGGUCGAGGCUGGUGUUUCUCACCUGCGCGGUCAUUCUUGCCGCCUGCAUCCUAUCCGAGGAGCUUCUGGCCAGCUUCGACCGGAAUCCUGUGCCACAGGUCUUCGUCGGCAACUUCGUAGGGCAGAACAACCAGACUUCGGCCAGCCAUGGCCGUGCCAGGGCAGUGAUGACAUCCCACCCUACUGCAGCCGCAGCGCGUGUCUCAAGCCUGGCAUUGACCUUACUGGCAACGAGGACGACCAAGAACUGGUGCUGCGAGGCCGUGCGCAGCAGGUCGCGCUUCGUGGUGCCAGCCCUCGCAAUAUCGCUUGGCUGCGUGCUUGCCAGACAGAGAUGGGCCCCAGCUGUGGACUCGAAUACUCAUCGAGGAGCGUUCACGGAGGCAGUCUCGUUCAGGCGGCACGGGCAUUCUGAUGCGGAUUAUCCCAGAGGGCCCAGCAUCUUUCGCGGAGAGUCAGCUGAUGAAAUGAUCAGGUGGUACCAGCCCCCCGCGCGUGAAUACUCCCGACGAGAACUCAUUGCAGAUCGCCUCGUGAACUUCGGAGGCGUCACAGCAGCGCUGCUGGCAGCACCGCUUCUCGUCCUUGUGUCGCGUGCAGGCGGAGAUUCAGUGGUAAGACAAGCUGGGUUGUGUGUUCACGGAUUAUGCAUGAUUCUCAUGUUCAGCUGCUCCGCCCUUUUCCAUUACUGGGCCUGGGAUGGAUCGUGUCAACGCUUCCUUUUGAUGCUUGACCAUAUCGGAAUCAACUCCAUGAUUGCCGGCUGCUACACUCCUGUUAUGAUCCAUUGCCGCUGCUAUCGUCUUCUUCUUUUCGUCUGGGCUUGUGCUGUGGUCGGCUUCGUUGGUGAAACUAUGUUGUAUAUUGGAUGGAAGCAAAGUGUCCAACUCGACGAGGAAGUAGAAGGUGGUGUUGACGUGAUGUUUCACCCCAUCCGUUACCUGGCGAUGGGUUGGUCUGUCGUCGGCGUUUGGAGCGAGGUCAUGAAAUACGUCUCGACACGGGGCAAAGCUCUCAUGAUUGCAGGUGGCUUGAGCUUCACGUUGGGCGUGCCAUUCCAUUUGUGUGCCAGCGUGGAAUUUCACCACGCGACGUGGCAUUUGUUCGUCUUCAUUGGCUCGGCCUUUAUGUACUCCGUCUGCCUCUUCGAAAUUGCCGGAAACAGGUGGGGGUGCAAGGUUGCCGUUGCUAGCUUCAAGUUGUUUCAAACCGGGCAGGAGUUGACCAAGAAGCGCGCUCUAGAUGGGAUCGAUCGAUUGUCGUUCGGGCACCAAGCCCCGGGAGUCAUGGGUGCGGAGGCGGAUUCAGGCCUGGACGUGACGGGCGACGGUGCCGUGAUGGCGCUUGGUCAGACUGCCAAGGUGCUGGAGAAUACAUGUCCCAAUUUGCGUACCAUCAUGCAGGCCAAGAAGAACAGGGAAGAUGGACAACAGCUGCAGCCUCAGCAGCUGGGCACUUCUUUGAUCGGAGUGCGGGAGAACGAAGGCUACACUCGUAUUGCAAUGCCAAGGGUCAUAGUGACCAUGACUCUGGAUGGGUCAGCCGCGGCGAAUGCCGAGGUACAAACCUCGAAGCCGAGCUUGUCGAAGACUUGGACUCAUGCUGAUAGCUUUGGGUCGGUGCUGGUGUCACCCGAUUGCGGCUUUUCGCUGCAUAUUGAGCUGGAGAAGGUGGAUCUCGAGUAUCUUGGCAAGAAGGUCGUGAACUAUGCGGUCCUCAUGAACACGCUCACGUUGGUACAACUUCGUGGCUUCCUGUCCCAGAUGCGGCACCACGAGGAGGAGCAUGCUUCGGUGACGAAGCUCUCCGUUCUGGGGAUUGCCAUGCAGGCUCUCAUGGAUGCUUUCGAUUCCUUCCUUCACCUGAGUGUGGCAGCGCCAGUGCAGGCACUGAACACGUAUAACUUCGCGGUGGUCUCAAUGCUCAAGUUUUCCCUUUUCGCUUUGGUUGAGGUGCGCUACCUCUUGCUGAUUUGGAGGCAUCAUCACCAGCACGUUUUCGCAGAAGGUUGGGAGACUGUGCGGCAAGAGCUGUCGCGGGUCUAUGCACAGUUCUAUGGUGCAUUGAUUGGAGGACUUGUUUUCAUCUUCGUCGCCUCGGACUACUUGGACAUUGUGGCGCUGGCAAUGCAGGCAUACUGGGUUCCGCAAAUACUUCAUGAUGUGAGGCAUGGCUCCAAGAACUCCUUCACGCGACGAUUCAUCAUCACAAUCGCGGUGACUCGCACUUUGGAGUUCCUCUACCUUUGGGGAUGUCCCGCAGGUCUUUUCAACGGCGACAUCUACCCUCAGCUACCUGGGACGCAAUCGUUUCAGCUUUGUGCAGCUGCGGUUUGCCUCCAGACCGCGCAGGUGGCAGUGAUGCUGUCACAGCAGCGGCUCGGGCCCAGGUGGUUCGUGCCAUGGCUGUGCCUCCCUCACGUGUACAACUACCGUCGGACUGCGCAGGCCGAUGUGGGUACCGAGUGUGUCAUCUGCAUGCUGGAAAUCACUCCCGAGGAUGGAUCUCACAUUGUCACCACACCGUGCGACCACCGCUUCCAUGACUCGUGCCUGGAGAGGCCGGAAAUCGAUUCCAACAUUGAAACAGGGCCAGCGUAG
This is a messenger RNA of Symbiodinium sp. CCMP2456, 4344 nucleotides long. NCBI's taxonomy places the organism in Eukaryota, Dinophyceae, Suessiales, Symbiodiniaceae. The record is from the annotation of a GenBank genome assembly.